Saccharomyces paradoxus is the source of this 2874-nucleotide messenger RNA. RefSeq names its product Crt10p (gene CRT10). Bases 1 to 2874 code for a protein of 957 amino acids. The record is from RefSeq and is a predicted model, not a curated record. Gene Ontology annotation, molecular function: protein binding. The transcript has a single exon. Lineage: Eukaryota; Fungi; Ascomycota; Saccharomycetes; Saccharomycetales; Saccharomycetaceae.
AUGCCCUCUCAGGUUCCCAAUGAAACUGAUGAUCAUUUUACGAGGUGGCUUAAAUCUCGCGCUAUCAUACAAAGGACAGUAUCGACAAGAGAGUGCUUUGACUCCGAAGUGUUUCUGGCCUCUGGUGGCUGGAAUAUAAUAAACGAGAUGGUAACGUUAAAAAAAUAUUAUCAACUCAAAUGGCCAAAUUUAAGUUGCAAUUCGUUUCACCCAAAGACUGUGGAGUUCAUUAAGGAUCGGUUACACAGCCUAGAAGAACACGACUCUUCAUGGAAAAUCCCGAAUCCUGCUCACUCAUCCAAAGAAACAUUCCUGGAGGAUAUCAAAUCUGCAUUUUCCAACUUAGAACCCGUCUGGGGGCCGUCAAGGCUUUUAAAUCCAGCUGAAUUACUGUUGCCACAGGACGAAAAAUUACUUGUUCAAGAGAUACCACUAGAAUUUGCGCCUUUUCAAUACACGAAUAGGUUUGCUUAUGGUGGUUUGCAAUUCAAAAACAACUUAUUCGUUACAUAUGGGAGUUAUUCAUUCUUGGCUGCUGGUCAAUGUGUUGAAGUUCAUAAUUUCGAUGUACUAUUGAACGUUUCAUCAUUGGAAAUAUGUCAUGCUCUGUUGCCCGUGAUAAUACCAGAUGACGGAGACGCAAGAAAUUUCCGUAAUUCUUCAUAUGUGAAAUUCAAGGAUACACAAUUCAACAGCAUCCCUGAACUAUCCUCUAUCAACUUUCUGAAGAUCUGUAACUUCAUGCAUCAAGAUUUUCUACUGGCGUGUGGUGAUAAUGGGAUCGUUUAUAUCUGGGAAAUUAACAAAGUUAUUAAGAUAUUUAAUAAAUUUACUUCGGAUAUCUUGGGAGGCAAAGAUAACAGUCGAGAAAGAUACAUUAAUGUUGAUCCGUAUAUGGUGUUAAGAGUAGAGGAAUCUUGUUGGAGUGUUGAUGUAAUAGACACAAAUGGCAUCAUAUAUAUCGCUGUUGGGCAUAACAAACCUGGCGUUACCGUAUUUGCAUUCGAUAAAGAUGUGAAGAAGGAAAGAAGAUACAUUCGGCCUCUAGAUCUUCCUUCAUCUCAUAACGUUCCUUGUGUUAGCUUUGUUCCUAAUUCAAAGGAUUCUACUGGAUAUAUUACAUUAAGUUACUGUUCUAUAUUUGGAAAUGUUGUUACCGUUAAAUUAAAGGAGCAUGACUGUAUAAUUUUAACGAGCUUUCUUGAUACUCAAUUUUUUGGCGACGACUUGUGGACAAUAACUCCCCUGACUAAAAAAGAUUUUAUGAAAGUUGACAAUUUUGAAUCAUUGAACCUCAACUACCAAGACGGUUUCAAAGAAAGUAUGUUAUAUUCUAUUUGCCGAGAUGAUUUUUUACUCGGAUAUUACUGUGAUAAUACUUAUCUUUCGGGGAAUUUUGGCAUUGGUACAUUACUCAAUCAGUUCCAGGUUCCUGUAACAGAUUUACGGCUGACUUCCUCGGAAGGGAUCCCAGAUGAAGUUAUACCAUUGAGGUUUACCUCAUUUGAUAGAAAUUAUACUACAACGGGCUCAAUAAAAUACGAGUACAGUAGAGAGGAAUUUGCACUUAUUCUACAUGCCGGUGACUUAGACGAUAUGAACGAUGCAGUAACGAAAAACACUACAUGUGAACAACAUUUACAACAAUGGACGUUUUGGGACGAUUCUGGUUAUAAACAUUAUCGUGCUACCGACCGUGGAUUUUCGAAGUACAAGGAAAUUAUCAAUACUUUCCCACAACUGAUAACGCCCAGUGGAAGAAAUAAACCUUCGCAAUACCAAAAUGCUUCUGGCAGAAAGAUCUGCGAGCCGUUUACUUAUAAGCUUACUGAUCUAGAAAAUGAUAUCGAAGAUAUAUCUAGCGAAUUUAAUAGAAGUAUCCGCAAUCUGAAAAUGGACAAGCAAAGACAACUGCAAACUUCUAAAGAGUUUAAAUCGCUAAGUUCAGUAAACCAUUUACCAAUCAUUGAAUCGGGCAACUUUUUAUGGUACGACACUGAUGCCGCAGCCGAUUGGAGAACACUUUUUGGCAAGGAUUUGAACACAGUCUUGAAGAACCCAGAAAUUUGUAGCCUUCAACUGAACUCUACAGAAGAGAAUGAGGUCAACAGCGACCCUGAAAAUGAAGAAACGGGCAGCAACUUAACAAGUUUCGAGCGGAGGUACAGGGAUACUGAACAACGUGCUCACCUGAAAUCAGAGUCGCAGAAAUCUUGGGGGUUCCAUAACUAUGUAAGAAACGUGAAGCGGUUAUUGGAGUCAGUGGUACCAGGCUCAGAAGAUUCACCCCUUGGAUAUCAACUAUCCGAAAUGCAUGACGAGUUCUUCUUCCUAUCCACGGCCCAUAGGUUGGUAUUAAUGAAAGCAAAUCCACUUAUAAUUACGUCAGCAACACAUCAUGAGAUUUUCCCGCUGGAUGGUGUCGUGACAUGUACCUCGAAGUCGCUGCUGCAAGCAUUAAACAGAAUAAAUUUUGUGUGUCACAUUAAGGAACUCAAUUGUAUAGCUGUAGCCUCACAACUGGGUCUCAUUUCAUUACUAAGAUUAACGGAGUACAGAGGCAUCUAUUCGUUUAGACAAGAGUAUAUUCUUGGAUGGGAAGUUCAAGACCCUGUUAACCCUAGGCCAGAGUGCAGAUGUAACAGGAACUUGUUUGACGCACCAAUGUACGGUGUGGAUGGAGAGAGCUCAGACAUAUACUGCGGUGUGUGCGACGUCUAUUUUCCCAUGGGUGAUAUUUGCGGUCUAGAUUACACUUACACAGCUAACGACGAAGAGUUAAAACGUAAGGGAUAUGCCACCCUAUAUGUAGCCUCGAGAGGCUCUUUAAGGGCAUUUAAGAUCACAACUGAGCAUGACGCAACUUUAUUAUAG